AUGUCUUCUUCUAGCACAGCUACGUCUACUGACAAUGAUAAUAAUAAUAGUAACUCAUCAAAUUCUCCCGACUCCUCAAUGCAGUCUUCACCAGUGUUAUCUUCUUCAACAACAGAAGAUGUUACUACUAUAUUUGUAGUCGGAUUUCCUGAUGAUAUGCAAGAAAGAGAAUUUCAAAACAUGUUUAUUUUUUCAAAGGGCUUCGAAGCAGCUUCGUUAAAAUGGCAUUGUAAAGAGCAAACUGAUGAUCAAGAACUCUUCUAUAAUCCAUUUAAUAAUUUUAAUAACAAGAAACAAAUGAUAGGAUUUGCUAAAUUUCAUACUCGUCAGGAAGCAAUUGAUGCAGCAAAUGAAAUGAAUGGUAGAAAAGUAGAUAUAGAGAAGGGGUCUAUCUUAAAAGCUGAAAUGGCCAAAAAGAAUUUACAUAUUAAGCAUAAUUCUACUACAUCCUCUACAAAUGCAAAUAUUAGUAGCAAUAAUUUAUUAUUUUUGCCUGAUCAGACUACUACUACUACAAGUCCCCCAAUAACAACCCACUUUUUACGAAGAUUUAGUCAACCUCAAAUUCAACAGCCUGAUAUAUUAUCUUCCUUUCCUAAAACUGACACUUCUACCUAUCUAAAAUCAUUUUCUCCUCUUCCUAGCGAUCUAUUAUCUCCCGGAGAUUAUGAAAAUGACCCAUUUUUGUCUGAUCCACUUUUAACAGAACCUAAUACACCUUCUUUUAAUGAAUCCCUGUUUGGUUCUCGUUCACAACCAUUUGAUAUUCAAAGUAACAGAAACACAACAAUAGCAACUCAAAGUAAUCAUAAUAACACAGUUCAUCCAUAUAGUUUGUUUUCUGCUUCCUCAAGAUCACCUGAAACAUUAGAUGCUACCAGUUCAUUAGGUUAUCUUUCUAAAUCAACACCUGCAUUUUAUAAUAAUUACGAUUUUGCCUUUCCUUCUUUAAAUAAUGGGCUCCUUAAUGGAGAUGAAUUUAGUUUAUUAGGACGUAAGAAUUCAUUACAGCCGUCAUCUAAUACAAACAGUAUUUUGCCAACAUCAUUAUUUCGUAACAAUUCAGCGGACCAGAAUCCUCCAUGUAAUACACUCUAUGUUGGUAAUUUACCUCCAACUACGAGUGAAGAUGAGUUGCGUUCUUUAUUUUCUAGCUGUGAAGGUUAUAAGCGUAUGUGCUUCCGUCAAAAGCCUCAGGGACCCAUGUGCUUUGUAGAAUUUGAGGAUAUUGCCUACGCUACUCAAGCUAUAAAUCAACAUCAAGGUCAUAUCCUCUCUAAUUCUAUUAAAGGCGGUAUUCGACUUUCAUUUUCUAAAAAUCCUCUUUUUAUCAAACCUAAUAAGGAAAAUAUGGCUGUUACUAGUAAUGCAUUUAAUUUCAAACAAAUGGGCACCGCUUUGUUGACCGAACAAUAAUCUCAAACAAUCUUCCAUAACUUUAAAUCAUAUCUAUAUCUUGCAUAAUUUUAAUUAUUUUUUUUUUGUUCUAAAAAAGAAAAAAACAACAACUGUACAUUUCUUUAUAUCGUCUUGUAUCUUAUUAUCACACAUAUUUGUUAUAUAGCAUAUUAUUAUUUUACCUUUUCUUUUCUUUUAUCUUUAAUACC
Messenger RNA from Cokeromyces recurvatus, 1607 nucleotides. RefSeq lists its product as uncharacterized. Gene Ontology annotation, molecular function: mRNA binding. Bases 1 to 1416 code for a protein of 471 amino acids. The transcript is spliced from 3 exons. The record is from RefSeq and is a predicted model, not a curated record. NCBI's taxonomy places the organism in Eukaryota, Fungi, Mucoromycota, Mucoromycetes, Mucorales, Mucoraceae.